AAGAAGGGGCUGAGCAGGAGAGAGGCCACUCCGGAGGCACACGAUCCCUGGCCCAGCUCUGCCUUUCCCCCGCAGUCCAGGAAGCCAGAGCCGGAGGAGCGCCAGGAGAGCGGCUCAGUGCCUCUGGAGGGAGGGAGGCAUCCCUAGCUGGCCCUCCACUUCGGAAGACAGAGACCCCAAGGCUCCAGGGACCGGCCCUGCCAAGCCCUUAUGCCCGGGGCCCGGGGCCUGGAGGGAGCGGAGGCGGAGGCGGCCCCAGGAUGCCAAGAGUGAGCGGCCUCCGCCGGCGCCAUGAAGGAGAAGUCCAAGAACGCGGCCAAGAGCCGCCGCGAGAAGGAGAACGGCGAGUUCUACGAAUUGGCCAAGCUGCUGCCCCUGCCCUCGGCCAUCACCUCCCAGCUGGACAAGGCCUCCAUCAUCCGCCUCACCACCAGCUACCUCAAGAUGAGGGCCGUCUUCCCCGAAGGUUUGGGAGAUGCCUGGGGUCAGCCGAGCAGAUUAGGCCCUCUGGAUAGUGUUGCCAAGGAGCUGGGCUCACAUUUGCUGCAGACUCUGGAUGGGUUUGUUUUUGUGGUAGCAUCUGAUGGCAAAAUAAUGUAUAUCUCAGAAACAGCUUCUGUCCAUCUAGGUUUAUCCCAGGUGGAACUCACUGGUAAUAGUAUUUAUGAGUAUAUACACCCAUCAGACCAUGAUGAAAUGACAGCAGUCUUAACAGCUCACCAGCCUCUUCAUCCUCAUCUUUUGCAAGAGUAUGAAAUAGAAAGAUCUUUUUUUCUGCGCAUGAAGUGUGUCUUGGCCAAGAGGAAUGCAGGACUGACAUGUAGUGGUUACAAGGUGAUUCAUUGCAGCGGCUAUUUGAAGAUACGACAGUACAUGCUGGAUAUGUCGUUGUAUGAUACCUGUUACCAAAUUGUUGGUCUGGUUGCUGUAGGUCAAUCAUUACCUCCCAGUGCAAUCACAGAGAUCAAACUUCAUAGUAAUAUGUUUAUGUUCAGAGCAAGCCUGGACCUAAAACUAAUAUUCCUGGAUUCUAGAGUGACUGAAUUAACUGGAUAUGAGCCACAGGACCUCAUAGAGAAAACUCUCUACCACCAUGUACAUGGAUGUGAUGUAUUUCAUUUACGAUAUGCACACCAUCUCUUGUUGGUGAAAGGACAAGUUACAACCAAGUACUAUCGAUUGCUAUCAAAGAAUGGUGGCUGGGUUUGGGUCCAGAGUUAUGCCACCAUUGUACAUAACAGCCGAUCGUCACGACCUCACUGCAUAGUGAGUGUCAAUUAUGUACUAACAGAUAUAGAAUAUAAAGAACUUCCGUUAUCAUUGGACCAGGUCACAAUUUCUAAAUCACAGUUUUCAUGUAGAAACUCAGUAUCUACCUCACAAGAAACAAGAAAAGCAACAAAACCUAAAAGUAAUAAAAUGAAGACAAAGCUUAGAACAACUCCAUAUCCACAGCAGCAAUACAGCUCCUUCCAGACAGACAAACUGGAAUGUGGCCAGGUUGGAAGUUGGAGAUCCAACUCCACAGCAAAUUCUGCCACCAUCCAAGAACAAGCCUUCCAUUCAGAAAACAGCGAACUUUUAUAUACCCCAUCAUACAGCUUACCAUUCCCAUACCAUUAUGGACACUUUCCUGUAGACCCUCAUGUAUUCAGUAGCAAAAAACAAAUGCUGCCUUCUAAAUUUGGGCAGACUCAAGGAACACCUUGCGAAGUAGCUCGAUUUUUCCUAAGUACAUUACAGACAAGUGGAGAGUGCCAAUGGCACUAUGCCAAUUCUCUCAUACCAGGCAGCCAAUCGCCAUCUAAAAGUCCUUCUGAUCAGUCAGCAAGCAAUGUACGGCACAAUCUCUUACAGGGCUAUGAAGUGCCACUCUCACAUAGACGAUAUAGCCAAGAAGAAGGUACAUCAGACAAUUUCUCAAGCUGCCCCACACUGACACCAAGUAGCAGAUACAAGGAAGAGAUAUAUGAUUCCAGCAUUAUAAAACAUAGCAAAAUGGAAAGCAGAAUAUACCCAGCACAUCACCAUCUCAUUAAAGAAGAAAAUAAGACAACUUUCAACAGAGAUGUACAAGAAAAAAUUAACAUUAGUGAAAAGCCCUUUUCGAACUCUUUAACUAACUCUUUUUUGUCCAAAUCAGAAUGUUUCCAAACGAAAUCCAUUGGACCAUUAAGUCACCUUCUUCCAGUUCCAACCGUAUAUGAACAAACACGAAGAAUCUGUAUGAAAGAGCCAAAAUAUGAGCACAUUGCCCAUUAUUCUGCAAACAUUGGUGAGCUGGCAGUGGAUGACAGAAUGGCAGUUAAGCUUGACCAAGACUCUGAACAGGAUCACACAGUUGAUGUGAGACAUACAGGACAAGUUCCAUUUGUACUUCUUAACUACCAUCGGGUUUUAGCCAAACACGGCACUUUUCAAAGCUCCUCAUGCACUGCCACAGGAAAUGGAGCAGAACAUUAUGGACAUGGUUCUGAAGAAGUAAAUAUGUUUUACAAAAAUCAAAGUCCCUCAUCUGCCUCUUCCCCUGAGACUCACAAGGAGCCUGCACUUCCUCAUUAUAUUGGAACUUCUGUAAUAAUAGCCAAUGGAAGGUGACAAUGAUGGAACCAUUUUAAGCUAAAAAAAAAUUGAAUAAUUUCCAAAAAGCAUGAGCCUACAUGGUUGCACACAGUGCAACCUUAAGCAUGGUUUAAGGUGAGCUGAGACAUGAACUUGCAUGUGUUCUUGGCAAACCAUGUUGAACAAUACUUUUAAAGUCAGGAAAAAUGUGUCUAAGCUUCAGUGCUUUGUUAUUAAUUCAUCUCUGCAGUUGAUUCUGCCAGUAAGAAGCCAUUUAACAAAUCAGUUUUCUUAUUUUACAGGUUUGCUAUUUAUAGUUCAUGUACCAAUACAAGGGUUGGCUGUGUUUUCUUCAAAAAUAUAUUUCUAUAAUCAUAUGGAUCCAAAAUAUAUUUCAUUAUUUCAUUAUCUGACAAGUCUGUCAGGAGAUGGUAAUUGCCACAAUUAUUUGUGGCAGUCCCUGUAAAACUGCCUUCAAAUUGUUGCCCAAAGAACAUAUGUUUAGGUUUUUAAUCUCUGAAAGUCAAUGAUGAAUUCUGAUUUGCGUGACUUUGAUAUAUUUUAUGAAGGCCUGUUGGCACGACUACUAUGCAUUUUCAAAUAAUGAAAAUCUACUAGUCCAAUAAGCUUGGAAAUGUCUACCAAAGAGUUGAUGAAGUUUCAUAAUUUAGGGAAAAACCUGUGGUAAGAAUCUUUUAGAAGAAUCUCUGAAAAUAAAAGAAAGGGAUUUUUCCCAUUUGAAAUAUACCUUCAAGGUAGAAGAGUACAUCCAAAGCUUUAUUUGACAGAGAAGAGAGUAAGAGUUGGGUUGUGUUCAUUUUGUUCUAGCAAUGAGUCCUUUCAGUUUCACUAAUCAUCAUUUUAUAUUUUGGGGGCUUGUAUUUUUGGACCAGCAAGUAAAGUACUCAUAUGGUUAUGAAAUGAUAACAUGCAUUUAUCAGAACACUAAUGAUCAGAUGAAAACUCUCAGGCGCUUUUUAAUUUUAAGCACAGAGUAUAUUGCUUUUUGAUUUUCUGUAAUAUCUAGUCUGGCAGGUAAAGAUUUGCACAGAUUUAUGCCAUAGGUUUAUUGCUAUUGCUCUGAUCCAGAUCUUUGUGGGUGCUCUGACGAAACAUAUGAAAUAAUAGCACAAAGUAAUACGUAAAUCAAACUGUUCCUGCUAUAGAAUUAAAUGGGAGAACUCUGUGUACAUAGAAGCUUGUACAUAUAUGCAUCAGGGCUCUUUAGCGUGCAAGAUGUUACUGGAAUAUGGGAGGUGUACACUUGACAACAUGACAAAACACUUCCCUAACCUAUAAAAAUAUAUUUACAAUGCAUAUUGGUAUUAACCAGAGAGAUAUUUUAAUUUGGAUCCAGUAGAUUCCCUUUAUUUAUUGUACUGCUGAAGGCUCAGUUAUGUUAAAAUGUUUCUAAAGGUACAUUUCCCAAAAGUCAAAUUUUAUUAGAGGCACAGAAAAAAAAAAACUAUAGCGCAAUAAGCCAUUGACAGUUUGGCUAUAACCUUGAGUAGAGCCAGAACCAAUUUUUAAGAUUAUUUCCUUGAGAACUCACAUCUUAUGUACCUUGUGCAGUAUAGAAAACAGCAUCACUGACUGCACCAUUUCAGGUAUCAAAUGAAAUGUGAUAUGAAUUUUCUUAAUUAGAUUUUUUUUUCAAUACAAAGCAUUCCCUUUUCGUAUUUUCUUUUUCUAAGGAAACAAAUCAGGACAUCUUAUUAAAAAUACAACAUUGUUGGGCAUACACAUUAAAUAGUGACAAAGCCAUCAACAGGCUAAUUCAAAUGAAGUUAGACAGUGCCUUGAGUUGAUGCUAGUAGUUCCCAAAGUGUAAGGUAGGCUUCUCUGGGGAUACAAAGUUGCUAGGGAAGAAAAAGCACCUUGUUACCAAUCAACCUGCCUUCCACCAUGGCAUUAUGGGGCUGUAGGUAGUUCUUUUAUUUUGUACAUUUUUGGGGGGUGCUUCAGUGGUCUCUGUGGCCUUGUUCUUUUGGUCUCUUGGGCGGGAUACAGACUGCCUAUUUGGGGCGGCCUGCAUCCACCCCUUUCCCCAACAGAUCGGGGCCUGAGCAGACACAGCAGCAGCCCCGGAGGCCUCGAUCUGCUGCUUC
Molecule: messenger RNA, 4670 nt
Organism: Sceloporus undulatus (fence lizard)
Lineage: Eukaryota; Metazoa; Chordata; Lepidosauria; Squamata; Phrynosomatidae
Gene: SIM2
Product: SIM bHLH transcription factor 2
Exons: 11
Coding region: 292-2598 (768 amino acids)
Biological process (GO): regulation of transcription by RNA polymerase II
Molecular function (GO): protein dimerization activity; DNA-binding transcription factor activity, RNA polymerase II-specific; RNA polymerase II transcription regulatory region sequence-specific DNA binding
Source: RefSeq, a predicted model, not a curated record